UCCCUCUCCUUUUAUCUGAACACCAACAACAACUACCAAAACCAGAAGCUCCCAGAAGAGGCAGAAGAAGAAGAAGAAGGUGAAAAGAAGAUCAUAGAUGGGAAGCAGUGGCACAAAGAGUAGUAAGAGAUGGGUUCUGUUCAGGGGGUUAAUAAAGAAAGAGUCCUUGACAUGGAAGUUCUUGGGGAAGUGGAAGAGGCUGAAUCUCCAACUUUCUUUCAUUGAUGAUAUAUGCUUCAAGUUUUUAUCUGUUUUUGAAGCCGUUGUUUUGGUUUCCACUCUUUGUUUCUUCUUUCUUUGCUGUGGCUGCCAUUUCUGACCUCCUGCUUAAUUUAUCUAUGUAUCGUUUUUCUUUCUUUCUCUGUUGACUGUAGUUGCUGUGUUGGAUAUGAAGGGGAAGUAAGGGAGAAUACUGAAGCUUUCCCAUUUUCAUUAUAAUUUUAGAACUUUAUUUAAUUCUUUUCAUCUUUUGUCUUCCUGUUUGUUUGUGUCACUCUAGUAAUGGAGAAAGAAAGACUUCUUAUUAA
Messenger RNA from Mangifera indica (mango), 527 nucleotides. RefSeq lists its product as uncharacterized. Bases 98 to 319 code for a protein of 73 amino acids. NCBI's taxonomy places the organism in Eukaryota, Viridiplantae, Streptophyta, Magnoliopsida, Sapindales, Anacardiaceae. The transcript has a single exon. The record is from RefSeq and is a predicted model, not a curated record.